AUGGACUUCCAAUUCGUCAACUCGACGACGGAGACCUUGGGCCAGAGUGAUGACAUCAGAAGGAAGAUUCGGUCCCAUGCUAUGAAAGACUACAGAGCCCGACAGAGGAGUGCUCGGCAGGGACAGAGUACAGGAAAACACGACGCCUAUAGUGGAGAACCUAGCAAACCGAGUCGGUUGACGUUCAGAUUCGUUGUGGACCCCAGAGGUACUCCAAACGAUGCGGACGAAGACGCCGCCAUCCAAAGAUCGAAAUCGUCGACACCGAUGUCACUCUCGCCAUCAGUCUGGGGAAAAGAGUCGCCUGACAUCUUCCAGUCUCCUGCGCAGUUGCAACAGAUGUUUGGCCUUUGCAGGGAGUGGUUUCAGUGGCUACGACCAGAUAUCAAGGCCGACUUUGCGGGAAAACCGAUUGACCAGGCGUGGGACAUUUCACCUUGUUCCAUGCUCUUGGCUGCGAACUGCCUGGCCGCUAUUGGUGGGCUUGAUGCUGCGGAUAGGAAUCGACCCAGCGGUCUUGAGGUCGUCUUCAAAGGGAGGGUCCUUCACGAGAUUCAGAUACGUAUGCAGUCGAGUCUGGCCGCUACUACAGACGAGACAAUGUCGACUCUGCUGUUUCUUGUUUCUUAUGAGUUCUAUAGACUCAAUCCAGAAGCGAUCACCCACUUGAAAGGCCUUCGCAGUAUCCUUCGACUGAAAGGUCAGAAUCGGGCUGGAAUGAAAUGGGGAGGCGGGAUGGUUCUCGAAACGCUCGACCUCCUCACAGCUUUGUGGCAAUCAACAGAUCCUCUCAUGACGCCCGUUGAAGAUCAUGUAGAAUCCUCUAACGCUCCGCCGCGCACAUCUCUGGAUAGCAAGUCUCAUCGAGCAUUCCUUGCCCGUGAAGCCUUCCAAGACAUCGCGAACGUCUUGACGACUGAACGGGCCCAAUCAAGCCAUCAAUUCAAGCAAGAUCUGUUUUUGGGAAGGCAAGGACCCAACUACAGCGGACAAUUUCUUCGAGAUUCUAAACAGCUUUUCGACCGACCACUGCGAUUGCGAGCCAAGCGCUGA
This is a messenger RNA of Zasmidium cellare ATCC 36951, 1053 nucleotides long. RefSeq lists its product as uncharacterized. NCBI's taxonomy places the organism in Eukaryota, Fungi, Ascomycota, Dothideomycetes, Mycosphaerellales, Mycosphaerellaceae. The coding region runs from base 1 to 1053 and encodes 350 amino acids. The transcript has 5 exons. The record is from RefSeq and is a predicted model, not a curated record.